AUGGCGAUGUUGCUGGAGCUCCCAGUGCAUGACCUAGAGGCUGGAAGCAAGCAGCUUCUGCAAUCUGCUGACAACAAGAGUGGCCUAUCAGCCGGCUCUACCGCCCAUCUGAAGAAGAUUCUGCGGCUCCGGGAUCAUGGGAGACAUCUGCUGCUGGGCCGCAAUGGCUGCGGCAAGACGACGCUUCUGCGGGCCAUUGCCUCUGGCGAGCUGCCUGGCUGGCCCAGGGGUCUCAGCACCUACCUCGCAGCGUGCUGGUGUUUCAGAACAUUGUUAGGGUUCGGGUCUAGGGCUUUGGGGUUUGAAUAA
This is a messenger RNA of Symbiodinium pilosum, 309 nucleotides long. Lineage: Eukaryota; Dinophyceae; Suessiales; Symbiodiniaceae. The record is from the annotation of a GenBank genome assembly.